UUUUUCUGGCGCCGCCAUUAUCGCAAUGGCACGGGAGGUGGUGAGAGAGACUGCACGGCUCUCCCGCUGUGAUCUGCGUGUGCCGCCGGGGCGGUCGGAGGACCCGGGUGCCCGUAGGAGGCGGAAAUGGAGUCAGUGACCCUUGAGGAUGUGGCUGUGAAUUUCACACAGGUAGAGUGGGCUUUGCUGACACGUUCCCAGAAGAAACUCUACAGAGAUGUGAUGCGGGAAACCUUCAGGAACCUGGCUGCUGUAGGACAAAAAUGGGGAGACCAGACCAUCAAAUAUGUAUACAGAGAUCCUAAGAAAAGUCGAAGAAGACAAGUGUUGAAGAGAUGUGAACAUGAAGAAAGUAGACAACGCGGAAAAAUGUUCAGCUGGAAUCUAGAGUAUAUCAUAAACAUGAAAACUGGAAUAAAACCAUGUGAAACCCAUGUGUGUGGACAAGCAUGCACUGGCCAUUUAUCCUAUGAGAGGCAUAUUGUAUCUGACUCAGGACACACUAAGAGACCCUAUAAGUGUAAAAAGUGUGGUAAAGCCUUUAAGUGGCCCUGUGACCUUCGAAAUCAUGAAAGAACUCACACUGGAGAGAAACCUUAUAAAUGUCAGCAAUGUGGGAAAACUUUUGGUUGUUCCACUUACUAUCGAAGACACGCACGGACUCACACUGGAGAGAAGCCUUACGUAUGUAUGCACUGUGGCAAAGGCUUUAGAUGUUCCAGUUUCCUUCAGAUACAUGAAAGAAUUCACACUGGAGAGAAACCUUACGUAUGUACGCACUGUGGGAAAGCCUUCACUCGUGCCAGUACUCUUCGAAUACAUGAAAGAAAUCACAAUGGCGAGAAGCCUUACGUAUGUGAGCAAUGUGGAAAGGCCUUCAGAGAAUAUGGUAAAAUGAAAAGACAUGAAAAGAUUCAUACUAGACAGAAGUCUUAUGUGUGUGAGCAUUGUUGGAAAGUCUUCAGGUUCUCCAGUUCCUUUCAGAAACACGAAAGGACUCACGCUAGAUAGAUACACUAAAUAUAAAUAUCAUGUGACCAUUGUAGCAUACAUGAGAAAGCAUGAUGGAAAGGACUCAUAUCAAUAAAGAUUGUGGAAAAGCCUCUGGUCAUCUCAGUUCAGUCCACAGAUAUUAAAACAAAACAAAAAAGCAGUAUGGAGAUAACCCUUUAAUAGAAGCGAUGUGCAAAAGUCAUCAGUUGGCCCUCAUGCAAGAAGGUGCACUGGAUCAGAGCCAUGUGAAUGAAAAGUAUAAGAAAGUUAUCAACCAUAAGAGUUUCAGUGUCUCAUGAAAAUUCCUCAUGAAAUCCUAUGAAUGUAAGUAAUACGAAGAACCUAAUGCAAAGUAAUUUCUGUAAAAUGACCCAGAAAGUACAGGACCUGUAGGAAACCUAAAUGCUAUAGAUGUAUUGUGUUCAUCAGUGACUCAUUCUUUUUUGGGGUUUGGGCUCACUUGCAUAGCAAAUACUCUACUGCUUGAGCCAUACCUCUAGUCCAUUCUGCUCUGGUUAUUUUGAAGAUGGGGGUCUCGCCAACUGAUUUGCCAAGGCUGACCUUGAACCAUGAUCCUCCCAAUCUCAGUCUCCCAAGGAGUUAGGAUUGUAGGCAUGAGCCUUUGGUGCCCGACUCAUCAGUAGGUCAUAAGUACAUCUCUAGACAUGGAUGUGCCAUCCAUGCUAUUGAAAGCAAGCAUGGUGACAUAAUACAGUUGAAGCAAUAGUGUUUGAGUUUUAUACAUCAUGUUUUCUUCACUCAAGUUGGUUGAUGAAAUUGGGAUUAUCCUAUUGGCCUAAAGUGGUGUGUUCUAGAUAUGUCUUUGUGUAUAUUCCAUGUGACUUUUUCAUGGAAAAAUAAUAUUUUUUGAGCUGGUCAUAUACCAGUAGAGAACUUGCUUAGCAUGAGUGAGGCAAUGGAUUCAA
Messenger RNA from Castor canadensis (American beaver), 1919 nucleotides. The record is from RefSeq and is a predicted model, not a curated record. NCBI's taxonomy places the organism in Eukaryota, Metazoa, Chordata, Mammalia, Rodentia, Castoridae.